AUGCCCCGGCUACUGAGUUGGGGCUGCUGGCGCGCAGCGCUGGCCAGGGCCCGCCACCCGAUAUUCUCCGCAGGGCAUCGCGGGACCUCGGGUGGGCGCAGCUGCGCGCGGGAUCCCCCAGCCGGAGUGGUCGAGCUUCAGGGCGAGCUGGACAGAUUCGGGGGCGUAUCCGUGAGCUUGGCAGGGCUAAGCUCGCUGGACCGCCUUGACGCCGCCACCUUCCAAAGAGGCUUGCUAGCUGCAAUCCAGCAAUGGCGAUCAGAAGGGAGAAUAGCCGUAUGGCUGCACAUUCCCAUCCUCCAAAGCCGAUUUAUUGCUCCUGCUGCCUCCUUGGGCUUCUCCUUUCACCACGCAGAAUCUGAUUCAUCAACACUUACGCUGUGGCUGGGAGAAGGGCCCAACAGAUUACCAAGAUAUGCCACACAUCAAGUAGGUGUUGCAGGAGCUGUAUUUGAUGAAAAUACUCGGAAAAUAUUGAUUGUACAAGACCGAAAUAAAUUGAAAAAUAUGUGGAAGUUUCCAGGAGGCCUGUCAGAGCCUGGAGAAGAUAUCGGAGAUACAGCAGUUCGAGAAGUUUUUGAAGAGACUGGUAUAAAAUCAGAAUUCAGAUCUCUCUUGAGUAUUCGGCAACAGCACGGCAAUCCAGGAGUUUUUGGGAAGUCGGAUAUGUAUAUCAUCUGCCGCCUAAAGCCUUAUUCAUUCACCAUCAAUUUUUGCCAGCAUGAAUGUCUAAGGUGUGAGUGGAUAGAUCUCUAUGACCUGGUCAAGACUGAAAAUACAACUCCUAUUACCAGCAGAGUUGCUCGGCUGCUUUUGUACGGGUACAAAGAAGGAUUUGACAAGAUUGAUCUGACCAUGGAAGAAUUUCCAGCAGUUUACACAGGGCUGUUCUAUAAACUCUAUCACAAGAAACUGCCAGAGAACUAUAAAACUAUGAUAAAGAAUGUACCAAAUUCAUAUUUGAAUGUUUAAAACAUUUUAAAAUAUGGUGCCAUAUUAUAGGAAGUAGUGAACAUUUUCAGUGAUUAACUAAAUAUCUGACUUUAAUUUUCUCAUAUACAUAGUUUUUAUGAAGAAAAAUUUGCUCAUAAAUGUGUACAUUUUUAAAGCCUCUUUUGAAAUAAAAUAAAU
Orycteropus afer afer is the source of this 1131-nucleotide messenger RNA. It is a transcript of the gene NUDT6, whose product is annotated as nudix hydrolase 6. Gene Ontology annotation, molecular function: NADH pyrophosphatase activity; NAD binding; ADP-ribose diphosphatase activity. NCBI's taxonomy places the organism in Eukaryota, Metazoa, Chordata, Mammalia, Tubulidentata, Orycteropodidae. The record is from RefSeq and is a predicted model, not a curated record.